GGCACUGGCUACUACCUACACACGUGUCUUAUACUUUUAUGCAUUGAAAAAUGGCUGGAUAUGACGAUCACUUGAUCGAUGAGAUGGACACAUUAGCAUUGUCCGUCAACGAUGAACUAGUUGUGGACGACAACAUCCGGGCACAGCUAAGAAAAAUUGAAAAAGAUUAUGAGAGCAUUUUCUCGUGGGACAUUCAAGGGUCAAUAGGAGUCAAUAAAAAUCAGAUGUCGAGCGUCAUUGAUAAAGUUCGGGAAAAGACACAAUUGUCUAUAGUCAUGGACGCUAAGGGUGAUGGAUUCAACUUAACUAGAUUUUAUUUACAACUGAUAGUUAGUUAUGAACUUUACAUUAGAAAAAGUUAUAAGGAAUCAUAUUUGGAAAUCGAAAGAGUUAUUAAAUUUCUGGAGACAUGCGCAUUUAAUGAGCAUAAACAAUAUGCUGAUGCUUACCACCAUAUUGCUCGAGCCACUUAUGCGUGUAUUGCAUUAAUGUUGCCAAUUGAUUCAGAAAAGUUACUGAAGGAUAUUAAGGAUAAGAACGAUUUUAAUGAAGCUGAGAAAUCUGCAGUUUGUGCUGUAAAAGCCAAAAUUUUUAUGGAGUAUUCCUCAAAAUUAAAUGAAAUUGCUUUAAUAUGUGCUGAUGAAGCCCGGACCCUUCAUUCUACUGAACCUGAAUGGACAUUCAUUUGGUUGAAAGCCAAAGGGAGAGUAAGACGUUUUAAUGAACCAUAUAAAAUGCCAGGGGAUGAUGAAAUAAAAGCUGCAGAUCUUUUAUGCUCAAAAAGAACUUCUCCUUUUUUUUUGAUUAAAUCUUCUCAGUUGUAUAAGGAAGCAGGAUUUAUUAAUAAACUGAAAAACAACUAUAAAGAAUCAGAUAAAUUUUUUAAGCUUUCGUCUGAUAUGGCUAAAAUAUCAGUGGAACUGGCCGGUGAUGAUGUAAAUCAUCUAAAUAUUCUUCUACUAACAUGUAUUGAAUGUCCUGAUGAGUGUUUUUCAAAAUCCAUGAUAGACAAUUUAGUUAUAAAACUGUCAAAUGUAAAUAAUAGUUGGGUGGAUCAAGUUCUAGGCUUAUAUUAUUUAAAAAAUAAAAAGGAUUAUGUAAAAGCAAAAAUGUAUUUAUCUCGUGGAAUGGCUUUUGGCCAUUUUGGUAGUGCAUUGCAGUUAAUUAAAGUAGAGUGCUUAUUGCAAUCUGUUAAACAAUUUCCUUUUGUGGAUACCUUAAAGGGAAUGUAUGAUAAUUUUCAAAACCAAAAUAGAAGACUAGUUAUAAUCGUACAAAUAUUGAUGUAUUACACACUAGUAGAAAAUAAUCCUAAACAAAUUUUGUGGUAUCUAAAACUCUACCUUGAUCAAGACAUUGAAGACAUAUAUAAAAAACGUACUUUAAUUUUUGCUCGCCCACUGUUUAAUGCAGAUAGAUAUUUCAAACCAAAUGAAUUUAUGAAUGUUCUAUUUGGGAAUAUUAAAGAAUUAAUGAACAACAAUGACUGGGAUAUAAACGAAAAGAAUACAUUUGAUGGUUUAAGUAAAAUAUUAAAACUGAGUAUUGAUGAUGAUGAUUUUAAUGAUAAAUCAUGGAGAAAACAAAAAGUUAACUUAUCAGAAAAUAAGCCUAAUGGAAGUCUUCAGAAGAAAAAUGAAUCUUGGAGAAAAAAGAAAGACUCAAGACAUGAAUAAUAUGUCAGUCAUCUAUCUGAUAGGUGAUUAAAUAAAGAUAAUUCAGUGGAAUUGAGGAUUAUUCAAAACCAGAUUCUUCUAUUCUUCAUUCAAAUUUUCAUACAAUUAUUUAGAUUUAACAAGACUAUGGACC
Messenger RNA from Myzus persicae (green peach aphid), 1809 nucleotides. RefSeq lists its product as uncharacterized. The record is from RefSeq and is a predicted model, not a curated record. NCBI's taxonomy places the organism in Eukaryota, Metazoa, Arthropoda, Insecta, Hemiptera, Aphididae. The transcript is spliced from 6 exons. The coding region runs from base 51 to 1676 and encodes 541 amino acids.